Messenger RNA from Cercopithifilaria johnstoni, 501 nucleotides. The record is from the annotation of a GenBank genome assembly. NCBI's taxonomy places the organism in Eukaryota, Metazoa, Nematoda, Chromadorea, Rhabditida, Onchocercidae.
AUGACUAAUGUCGUUGAUUUUCAAUGUACGGCAGCAUCUCAACAAACGGUCAGUGAAUAUUCACGACGAGAAUUGCAGGAAACAUUUUCGAAAUAUGAUCCAGAUGGUACUGGAGCAACAUCGAUCAAAAAUCUUAAGACUAUUCUUCGGUCACUUGGUUUCGAGCCACGAAAUGACGAAAUACGAGUUUUGACUGCAAAGAUUGAAGAAAAUGGAAAACAAAAAGAUAAAGUUACAUUUAAAGAGCUGAGUGAUUUAUUGAGCGAAAAGUUAGAUGAACGUAAUGGGAUCAAAGAAAUGCAUGCUGCUUUUGAAUUGUUUGAUUCUGAUUUCAAAGGGUAUAUCACAAUUGAUGAUUUGCGAAGAGUUGCUGAAGAACUGGGUGAAACGAUACCGGAAGACCAACUAAAAGAAAUGAUUCUGGAAGCUGAUACCCGUGGUAGUGGUAAUGUUUGCGAAAAUGAUUUUUACACUGUAAUGAAGAAAACCUCACUCUAUUAA